UGAAUGGACGACUAUGGAGACAUGAGAUGUAUAUAAAGGGGCCACAGAGCAGGUUUCCAUCACAGAAGAUUAAAGGCUUUUCAUCCAAACAGAAGCUCCUCUGACUCCAUGAACCAUGAAGACUCAGGUGUCUCUCGCUCUUCUGAUCUGCUUCCUGUAUCACAUUUCUGCAGCACCGUACGCCACAUCGAUGCAAAGGGAUGGAUGCUGCCAUGGCUUCAAUCGAACACGCAUUCCAAAACCAAUGGUGGCACACGUGGGGAUGACCUCGAGUAGCUGUCAAAACAAAUCCAUCAUAAUCACAACUGUGUGCAAGAAGAAGUUUUGUAUCGAUCCUGACUGGAUCUGGGCCCAGAGGCUGUUGAAAGACUUUCAGAAGGCACCGUUUAAACCUUCAGUUACCAAGUGUCCAGUGAAGGGUUAAAAAGUGCGAGAAUGCUUUUACUUUGUGUACUAUAAUAACAUAUAGAUCACAACUGAUUCAACAUAAUAUAAUAUAUAAAUAUAAUAAUAAUGAAUGAUGAUUAUACAGAAAAGUAAUUUUGUUGGGUUAAACUGCUGCCUUUAAGUGACUUUGUGACCCUGUAUUGUGUUGUAAAUCAAAUGUUACCAGUUCACAUAAAUAAUGAAUCAAAUAUGCAUCCCUGCAGGAAUUACAGCUGUGCUUUAAUUUAAUAUUUUGAGAGAUAACAGGAAGAUGUAUUAUUGUUAC
This is a messenger RNA of Anoplopoma fimbria (sablefish), 712 nucleotides long. RefSeq names its product C-C motif chemokine 24-like. The transcript is spliced from 3 exons. The coding region runs from base 116 to 424 and encodes 102 amino acids. The record is from RefSeq and is a predicted model, not a curated record. NCBI's taxonomy places the organism in Eukaryota, Metazoa, Chordata, Actinopteri, Perciformes, Anoplopomatidae. Gene Ontology annotation, cellular component: extracellular region. Gene Ontology annotation, molecular function: chemokine activity; CCR chemokine receptor binding. Gene Ontology annotation, biological process: cellular response to type II interferon; positive regulation of GTPase activity; immune response.